AAAUAUUGAGAAAUAAAAGGCGAUAAAGCAAAGUGAAAAUGCACAAACUGCUCGAAUUCCAAGCUGUGGUGCUUGCAGCUGGCAGAGGAUCGCGAAUGCCAGAUGUAGGUGGAGAAGUAUCGAAAUGCCUCUUACCUGUGGGACCAUAUCCAGUCUUGUGGUAUUCCCUGAAUAUGCUUGAGAGGAUUGGCUUUCAGGAAACAAUGGUGGUAGUGCUUGAUGAAGAUAAAUCAAAUAUUUUGAAUGCAUUAGAAAGAUGCCCUCUUAAAAUCAAACAUGAUCUAAUAGUCAUUCCAUCGGAAGAAGACUGGGGCACAGCCAAUUCCCUCAAACACAUCAGCAGCCGAGUCACUACUGAUCUUCUGGUAGUCUCUGGAGAUCUGAUAUCAAGUAUCAACCUCAAUGAAGUACUGAAUUUGUACAGAAAACAUGAUGCAGCACUCACUACUUUGUUCUUCAAUAACGGCCCUGAAGAAUGGAUAGAGUUGCCCGGACUCAAGUCAAAAACAAAACCUGACAAGGACCUGGUUUGCAUAGAUAAAGAAACUCAAAGACUUGUCUUCCUAGCUAGUGCCAGUGACUUCGAAGAAAAUGUUACAGUACCAAGACUGCUUGUAAAGAAGUUUGACUCAAUUAGUAUGUACAGUAGACUCUUAGAUGCCCAUGUUUAUGUCAUGAAAAAGUGGGUGCUCAAUUACCUUGUAGAAACAGAUAAAUUUACAUCUGUCAAAGGAGAACUCGUGCCCCAUAUAAUAAAGAAGCAGCUCUCAAAACCUAAAAACCCAGCAGAGAAGAAGGGCACUUCAGAGAAAAAUGUAGAUAUCACUAAAGAAAUCUUUGAUUUUGCCACAGAAAGUGGGUACGAAUCUAAGAUCAGGGAAAUGUCUUCGUACAAUGAUCAUAAGCUUGGAACUAAAGGAGUUUACUAUAAUGAUUUAAUCAGAUGCUAUGCUCACAUACCUGAUAAAAAUACUUUUGGCAUGAGAGUGAACACUCUUUCUUCAUUCUAUUUGUGUAAUAGCAAGAUAUGGUCAAAAUGGGAAGAAAUAACUGGGGCACCCCUUGUCGAUAGAUUCCAUCCGAAUAGUGAAGUGAAAACUAAACAAAUAGAUGAAACAAGUACUGUAGGAGAGAAGAGUGUAGUUAGUGAGAAAACCUCCAUCAAGAAUACAUUUAUUGGUGCCAAUUGCACCAUCGAAAAUAAAGUCAGACUGACUAACUGCAUUCUAAUGAAUAAUGUUACAAUUAAAGAAGGCUGCGUCCUCCAAGAUAGCGUGAUAUACACCGGCGCAACCGUAGACACCGGUUGCUCCCUACAGCACUGCCUCGUCGGUCCCCACCACAUAGUCGCCGCCUCCACCACUAGCAACCAUCAGCUCCACGCGGAGACCACGGAAAAUAUGAUAACACUCGGAUAGUCGGACAUGUGGAAAUUGAACCCACGAACGCUGGCUUGCGGUGACUGCUCUGACCACCCAACUACAGCGAUCAGUUAACCUGUCGAAUGGUCCUUGGGUCGUGAAAGAUAAGAAAGAAAUAUUUCACCAGAUCAGCGGCAUAACAACGCGUGAAAUUGCAUCCAGGGAAUGCGACGCCUGCACCUGACUGACAGGCACCUACGGGUGAUGCUGUGGUGCAUACUGCUCGGUCUACAGCCUGCCUUCGGAGGCAUCCUAGACCCCUUCAACUGGGCUCGAUCUGACAGAAUAGAGGUCAACAUACCCUGGCUACCAUUUGAAAAUGAAACAAGAUGCUACGACGACCUCGGUUGCCUCAACAUCACAAGGAGUUGGUACCACCUAAUCCACCGGCCUUUCAACGUAUUUCCUCUGCCCAGAGUUGUUAUCAAUACAAGGUUCAUUCUCUAUACAAAGAAGAAUCCCACAGACGGACAGUUGCUGAACGUGAAUGUGAACAAGACCAUCGUGAAGUCCAAUUUUAAUCCACAGCGUCUCACCAAGAUGAUCAUACACGGGUUCAUUGACACACCACUGUCCAACUGGGUAAGCGAGAUGAAAGACGAGUUGGUAAAGGCGGGCGACUUCAACGUGGUGGUGGUGGACUGGGCGGGCGGCAGUCUGCCGCUCUACACGCAGGCCACGGCCAACACCCGCCUCGUGGGGCUGGAGGUGGCGCAUUUUAUUAACACAUUACAGAAAGAACAUGGCCUGAAUCCACUGGAUGUCCACAUCAUAGGCCAUUCAUUAGGAGCGCACACAGCUGGCUACGCCGGAGAGAGAAUACAAGGCUUAGGAAGAAUAACAGGGCUAGACCCCGCCGAGCCAUACUUCCAAGGAAUGCCGACGCACGUUCGGUUGGACCCCACAGACGCGCAGUUUGUAGAUGUUAUACACACUGACGGAAAGAGCAUCUUUCUAUUAGAUUUUGUGUUUAUGGCAGGAUAUGGGAUGUCGCAACCGGUUGGACAUUUGGACUUUUACCCUAACAACGGCAAGGAGCAGCCUGGCUGUGACCUAACGGAGGGACCACUAGUGCCCCUGACCCUCGUCAAGCAAGGUCUCGAAGAGGCGUCUCGAGUACUGGUCGCUUGCAACCACGUAAGGGCUAUCAAACUCUUCACCGAGUCAAUAAACGGGAAAUGCCCUUACAUAGGACACCAAUGUCCGUCAUACCAGCACUUCUUAGAUGGAAAAUGUUUCCACUGCGGUCAUGGUUGCGCUAUAAUGGGAUUCCAUGCUGACAGUUCUCCCGGCUUGAUUACAAAUAAAGAUAAUGAGACCGAGAACGAAGUGUACCCUUCAGAGGAGCACGACACCAUUGGGGCCAAGUACUACCUAAGCACUGGCAAAGAACAACCAUUUUGCCAACGGCACUACAAGGUGUCUAUUCAGCUAGCAAACCCUAAAGGAGCAGAAUCUUGGGUCCAGGGCUUUUUAAAAGUGACUCUUCUGUCAGAUCGCGGUGUUAUCCGAGGGAUGGACUUAACACCAAAUAACUAUGUUAAAUUAGAACAUGGCACAUCGUACACAAUUGUAGUAACACAUCCCAUGGAUAUGGGAGGUAAAGUUAGGAAGGUGGAGUUAUCGUGGGAGUACGACAUGAAUGUACUGGAGCCGCGAUCGCUCUGCAUCCUGUGGUGCAAUGACCGGCUCUACGUCAAGUCGGUAACCGUUGACCAAAUGGAAUUACCAAGUCGAGGGAAAAGAAACGUAGACUUCAGUAGCAAAUUGUGUACGCCGAAACGUGAAUUUGCUGAGAUCCCCAACCGUGGCUCCGCCAGUUUCUACGACAACUGCGGCAGGUAGCUGUGCCAUACAACCAACAUUGGACUUGUUAUUGUGUUAGGUCUAACAUUUAGACCCGCCAAAAGCUUUAAAUACGCCAGACGAGGGACACAAAGUGCCACCAGUCUGGUGACAAGUUGUUAAAGUGAUCGUGACUGUCCUCAGUGAUGUUGUUACAGGGAGAAGAAAGAAAUAUCUUUCUUUAAAUUAUAAAAAAUUGUUGAAUCUGUUAUAGGACUAAGUGAGAGUUAUUUUUAUAGUAUUGUAUUUUAUAAUUACGAUGUACUGAUUGAAA
Ostrinia furnacalis (Asian corn borer) is the source of this 3540-nucleotide messenger RNA. RefSeq names its product eukaryotic translation initiation factor 2B subunit gamma. The record is from RefSeq and is a predicted model, not a curated record. Lineage: Eukaryota; Metazoa; Arthropoda; Insecta; Lepidoptera; Crambidae. Gene Ontology annotation, cellular component: eukaryotic translation initiation factor 2B complex; guanyl-nucleotide exchange factor complex. Gene Ontology annotation, biological process: cytoplasmic translational initiation; lipid catabolic process. Gene Ontology annotation, molecular function: protein binding; serine hydrolase activity; translation initiation factor activity. The transcript has 21 exons. Bases 1587 to 3266 code for a protein of 559 amino acids.